Molecule: messenger RNA, 2784 nt
Organism: Scedosporium apiospermum
Lineage: Eukaryota; Fungi; Ascomycota; Sordariomycetes; Microascales; Microascaceae
Product: Tetratricopeptide
Exons: 8
Coding region: 1-2784 (927 amino acids)
Biological process (GO): regulation of gene expression
Molecular function (GO): chromatin DNA binding; RNA polymerase II cis-regulatory region sequence-specific DNA binding; protein binding
Source: RefSeq, a predicted model, not a curated record
AUGGCGAACCAUCAACCUUCGCCGACCGUGAUGCAAAUGCAGCACGGCGGUCCUCAGGCUCCUCCACCGCCACCUCCCCAGGGUCAGCCCCCGGUCUCUCAACCCGGUCGCUAUGCGGGUGCGCCCUCGCGACAGAUUCUAGCAAUGACGGAAGCCGUCUGGAUGCAGAUUGGUAGUCUUGCUGAAGUUCUUGAAAGUUCCGACGAGGCACUCCAAGCCUAUGAGUCUGCUCUUCGCGCAAACCCCACGUCCGUCCCCGCCAUGAGCGCCAUUGCGUUGAUUCUUCGAAACCGCGAAGAGUACCCGAAGGCGGUGGGCUAUUUGCAAGAUAUUCUUAAGCUCGAGCCGAACAAUGGAGAGACUUGGGGAAGCUUGGGCCACUGCUAUUUGAUGAUGGACGAGCUCCAGAUGGCGUAUUCUGCUUACCAGAACGCCAUCGCUCACCUUUCUAAUCCCAAGGAACCUAAGCUCUGGUACGGCAUUGGGAUUCUGUACGAUCGAUAUGGGUCACUGGAUCACGCCGAAGAGGCCUUCUCUCAGGUCAUGCAGAUGCAGCCCGACUUCGAAAAGGCCAAUGAGAUCUACUUCCGACUUGGCAUUAUUUACAAGCAGCAGCAAAAGUACAAUCAGAGUUUGGAGUGCUUCAAAUACAUCGUCACUUCCCCUCCUCAUCCCUUGACCGAGGAAGAUAUCUGGUUCCAGAUUGGCCAUGUCCACGAGCAACAGAAGGACGUCGACAACGCCAAGGCUGCCUAUCAGCGAGUUCUAGAUCGUGAUCCCAACCAUGCCAAGGUUCUUCAGCAGCUCGGCUGGCUCCAUCAUCAACAGAGCAACAGCUUCCAGAGCCAGGAGCGCGCAAUCGAGUACCUCGAGAAGUCUGUUGCGGCCGAUACCAAUGACGCGCAAAGCUGGUACCUUCUUGGACGCUGCUACAUGUCUCAGCAAAAAUACCCCAAGGCAUACGAAGCAUAUCAGCAGGCUGUCUACAGAGAUGGCCGAAAUCCUACUUUCUGGUGUUCGAUUGGUGUUCUUUAUUAUCAGAUCAAUCAGUACCGCGAUGCCCUGGACGCUUACUCGCGUGCUAUUCGUAUCAAUCCUUAUAUCAGCGAGGUCUGGUAUGAUCUUGGCACUCUGUAUGAAUCGUGUAACAACCAAAUCAACGAUGCCUUAGAUGCAUACCAGAGGGCGGCCGAGCUCGACCCGACCAACCCUCACAUUAAGGCCCGACUGCAUCUCCUACGUAAUGGUGGCUCUAACGCGGGUCCUCCGGCAAGCGCUCCUCAGCCCGCUGACGUACAUCCGUAUGCUCAUCAAGCUGUCGGCGCCCUCGGACCCCAGGCCCCUCAAUGGACCGGUGCUGGUCAGCAACCACCGCAGCAGCAGCCACCUCCUCCCCCUCCCGGCCCUCCGGUCGGGCCGCCUGCUAACGGUUGGGCUCGACAAGGGGAAGUCAACCCGGGUCCUCAGCCUCCUAACCCGUAUGAGCAGCAGCGUGAGCCCUACCGUGGACAGCCUCCACCCCCACCUCCUCCUUUGAGGCAACCUAGCCCUCGACAGGAACAACAGAUGCGGCAGCCGCCGCCGCAGUCUCAACAACCACCACCGCCACCCCCUCCACCCCAGCAGCCACAGCAACCACCGCCGCCUCCGCCUCCUCAGCAAGGUCAGCCCCAGUAUGGAGACAAUCGGGGCCCCAUUCGACGAGGCCCUUCGCCACGUCCGGGUCACUACGCCUCGCAGGGGCCUCCCCCGCCACCACCCCCUCCUCCUACUUCGCAGCCGAUGCAUAUGCCCGAGCGAGUGGCCAACCCUAACUAUAUUCCUCCUCAUGCUGGACCUUCGGGACCUUCCGGCGACGGUCCGAAGCCAUUGUCCCAGUAUGGGCCGAGGAACAGCCCUCGACCCGAGGUUCGUCCCAUCCAUGACAACCGAAUGCCUUCUCCCAAGUCAGCGUAUCCACAACACCAGCAGGCUCCUCCUCCACCUCCGCCUUACGGUCACCACCCCGAAGCGGGCCCUGCUCCUCCUGGUCCGAUGGACGCAUCCCCUUCCCAUCCCCCUCAACCACCAAUGCAGGUUGACGGACCGAUGCAGAGGGGCGACGACCGACCACCUUCUGUGGGUCCUAAGAGAAUGCGGGAUUGGGAAGAAGAGUCCUCGGCCUCCAAGAAGCAAGCCAACGAGGAGAAUCGUGCAAGGUUGGACGAUAUGCAUCACCGCCGGCCUUCCACUCCUCCCCGUGAGCCUUACCGACGCAACUCUUCCGAGGCUAGGAGGUUCGAUGAGAUGCGGCGGGCGGAAGAGCAACGCCGGGCUGACGAUAUGCGUCGUGCAGAGGAGCAACGGCAUGGCAACGAAGGCUACCACCCAUCGGAGGCGGCUCAUCACAGCCAAAACCAUCAGAUGCCCCCUACCCACCUCCCCCCAAUGCAGCAAGGUCCCAACCCCAUGCACCCCCCGAUGGGACACGAGGGACCGCAGGCUGCGGGCCCCGCUCCCCUCAAGGACUACCCCGCGGAGGAGAGACAAAAGAUGGAGGCGUCCAGGGCACAGCCACCACCUCCACCACCCCCGGCCGCUAACAAUGAGCCGGAGAGGGCAGCGCGGAAGGUUGACGUCAACGAGAACUACGAUGAUGACGACGAAGAAGAUAAGAAGGGAGGAAUUGUUGGUGCUAAUGGGUCGGGUCCGGCGGCUCCUCCAGGCGAUACCAAGACGGCUAAUUCUACUGGGGGGGCUAUCAAUGGCGUGACUGGUGCUGCAACCAAGGUUGAGGCUUCUUGA